AUGAAGCUGUGUAACCGGGGUAUGAUGAUGCUGCUGACAACGGCGGGGGCUUUCUGCGCCUUCAGCCUCAUGACCAUCGCAGUGGGCACGGACUACUGGCUCUACUCCCGAGGGAUGUGUCGCUCCAAGAGCCAGAACGAAAACGAGACCGUCCGCAAGGAGGAGGUCCUGACGCACUCCGGCCUGUGGAGGACCUGCUGCACUGAGGGGACGUUUCGGGGCGUUUGCGCAGACAUUGAUCACUUUGCUGAAGACGCAGACUAUGAGCAGGAUGCUGCAGAGUAUUUACUACGAUGUGUCCGAGCGUCCAGCCUCUUCCCCAUCCUCAGCGUGGGAUUGUUAUUUCUUGGAGGCGUGUGUGUAGCUGCCAGUGAGUUCUACAAGUCGCGCUACAACGUUAUCCUCUGCGCGGGUAUACUCUUUGUCUCUGCAGGUCUCAGUAACAUCAUCGGCAUCAUCGUGUACAUAUCGGCCAACUCAGGUGACCCCAGCCAGAGCGACAACAAGAAGAGCUACUCGUACGGCUGGUCGUUUUACUUUGGUGCUCUGUCCUUCGUGCUGGCUGAGAUGGUGGGAGUCUUGGCAGUGCACGUGUUCAUAGAGAGGCACAGGCAGCUGCGCACGAAAGGCCGGGCUUCCCUCAUAAAGCCGCCCAUCUCCCGCAGCUCGUCUUACUACCGCCACCGCUUGUACCAGAACCGCUCCCGCCGAUGUAGCUACAGGAGCAACCACAGCGCAGCGGACUUGACCAUGCAGUCCUUCAGGGCGUCCUUGGUGCAGGAGCGAGAGCCGUCCCUCUCUUCCGAAUCCAAAGUCGCCGGCAUGGCGGGUUUGCCAACACCAAUGACAGUGGACUCAGAAUUCAUGCUCUACACGCUAACCUCUCCGCUCAACGACGGAAAGUUUGACAUGGCUGUGGAUGAUUUGAACCAUGUUGCUAAUCACAACAACACAGAGAUGCUGCCGGGAAACUGCGCUGCCAACAGAAGGACCACGCCUGUGUGAGGGGACAUUUUCUGCAGGAGGGACAUGUACAGUGACGAUUCACAUCUUAAAUGAGGGGAGAACAUUGACUUUGAGGAAAUCCUCACCUCUUAAGUAAAGCCAGAGGAAAGACUUUGGAUAUAUCGAAGUAGCGUUGACUAGUCUGUUGAUUUCUUGAUUCAUUGUUUGGUCUGCGAAUGUCAAAGAACUGUCGAAACAUCUUUUCCCAGAGCCCAACAUGACUUCUCUAAAUUAUUUGUUUUGUUAACAGGGCAAAACUCCAACGAGAGUCAGUUUACAAUUUUAUAAAAUAAAUGAAUUCAGCAAAUUCUUAUGAUUAACAUUCUGGAGUCAGAGAAUGAUUAUUAAAUGGGACUCAACAAAGAACCAACAGCUGCCUCAAGCUGCACCAAAUUCCCUCAUUCAUAGCUAUCAGUCCCCUAAAACCUGAUUCUGAACGUGCCUGAUUUUAAAAAAAAUCGAGAUCCAUGAAAAUGAUUUUAUUUUUAAUUCUAUCUCACAAUGUAAACAUAGAAUAAAAAAAAAUCCUGGAUCUGCUCCCAAAACAGAUUCUUCGCUGUCCCAUUUUUUUUGCUUCGAUAUUGCAGUUUCUACACCUGUAGUAAGUGCGAACGAUUGUGCAUUGUAAAACAAGUAUGUGUGUGUGUGAGACACGGCCACAGAGAGAGACACAGAGACGAGCAGCAACCAGAAAAAUUAAGAAUACACUGAAAAUGAACACACGCACAUGGGAGUGACGUAACUGUCCUGUUCCUGUCCUCCUUUCCUGGUAGCAGGCACGAAAUCGAAACCCCAUUUAAUGCAUUAAAACUCUCUCUAUCAGUCUCUCACUGUGUUCGCGUGCCAUUGUGUUUAUUUGCGUGAGCAUCUGAGCACGCAGAAGGUCGUUCCCCUGUGGUUGUGCCAUCGAG
Messenger RNA from Pleuronectes platessa (European plaice), 1916 nucleotides. RefSeq names its product calcium channel, voltage-dependent, gamma subunit 3a (gene cacng3a). Gene Ontology annotation, cellular component: AMPA glutamate receptor complex; postsynaptic density membrane. Lineage: Eukaryota; Metazoa; Chordata; Actinopteri; Pleuronectiformes; Pleuronectidae. The coding region runs from base 1 to 1005 and encodes 334 amino acids. The record is from RefSeq and is a predicted model, not a curated record. Gene Ontology annotation, molecular function: channel regulator activity; voltage-gated calcium channel activity. The transcript is spliced from 4 exons. Gene Ontology annotation, biological process: transmission of nerve impulse; postsynaptic neurotransmitter receptor diffusion trapping; neurotransmitter receptor internalization.